GGAUCCGGCUUCACUAGAGCGAGAGCGACAGAGAUUCUCCUCAGAUUGGAGUCAGAUAUGAAAGGUGUCGCUCUUACAAUGAUGCUCUCUGUGUUUAUUCUCUUUCUGGACUCUAAAGGCUGAUUCUGAUGGAUGUAACGACAGGAAAAGCACAUUUAUUCUUUAAAGAGCGGAUGUGAAACUUUAACGCGUUUAACAUUCUCAUCUUCAUCACGAGACUCGUCAGUUAUACCAAACUUUCUCCGUUUUUUUGUCUGAUGAUUUAUUGUUAAGAUGUUGUCUUUAUAUUCUCUGCUUUCCUCUGUGAGUGUGUGUGUGCUGAUGGUCAGUGCUGGUCCGGUUCUGCUGGACAAGCGCUCCGUGUGUCACUCCACACUCAAACAGCUUCGUGCUGGACAGCAGGUGACCGUCCACAUCCCACCCGACAUCUCAGGACACUGGGUGUCCGACAGCUGCGAGGUGCGACCCGGCCCGGAAUUCAUCACUCGCUCCUAUCGCUUCUACCCCAACCACACCUUCCACGCGCUGCAGUUCUACUACCAGGACAACCACUGCACUCAGCCCAGCUACAGCCUCCUGAUCCGGGGCAGCGUCCGCCCGCAGCAGGCCUCCUGGGUCGUACGCGGAGGCACGGUGUCCGAGUACCAGCUGAGCAGCGUCCAGCUGCUGUGCCACGGCCCGGCGACGGCGGACGUCCAGCGGCGCCUGGAACCGUCCUGCGACCUGCGGCAGCCGCUGCGGCCCGGCCUGACGUAUGAGCUGUGGGCGGAGGGUCGUGACUGCACCCGUGGCUUAGACUUCAGCAUGCAGGAACUGCAGCUCAUGCGGCUGGAGAGGCGCGAUCACCAUGGCGACCCCAGCAGACAGGCGGAGGAGCUGUUCCUGGGAGACGUUCACACUGAGCGCGCUCAGAGGAGACUUCACCAGCCCUCUGGCUACCAGACCCCCCUUCAGAGCGCCAAGACCGACGGCCGGCGCUGUGGAAUCUGUCAGAUUGUGGCGUCGGCCGAUCUUCAUCAUCCUCCGGUCCUGCCGCCCCAAAGUGACCGUCCGGUGCGUCUCCAUGGAAACUGGGUGAGCGUGCGGUGCGAAGCGCGGCCGGGCGUCCUCUUCCUCACCCGACGGCUGACGUUCCACGAGGACAGCCGAACCUGGGAAGGACAAUAUGAGCACUUCUCCGACCCCGUCUGCCGUCACCCCACCUUCAGCAUCUCCGCCAGCGGACGCUACACCCGCGGAGCUCCGUCCGCCGCCGUCAUGGGCGCCGUCGAGUUCACCUUCACAGUGACCCACAUGACGGUGACGCCCAUGGACGUGGCCACCACCUCCCUCCUGAACGUCUUCAGAGGGCGCGAGUGCGGCACAGAGGGAUCUUGGAAACUGGGCAUCCCGCAGGACGUGACCUCGACCUCCGGCUGCGCAGCGCUGGGCAUCCGUCUGCCUCACACCGAGUACGAGCUCUUCAGCAUGGGGCAGGACUCUUCUGGACGCAGCCUGCUCUAUAACGGCCAGAGGCCGACCAACGGCUCCAGUCCUGACCGGCCCGACAGACGCGCCACGUCUUACCAGUCUCCGCUGAUCCGCUGCAGCAGCCAGCAGGGGGAGCCGCGCGUGGGCCGAGAAGGAGACCAGCACUUCAGACUGAGCGCCGCAUGCGACACGAAGACGCUGGACGGCUUCAUCCUAUUGGUCGUGAUGCACAUGUUCAUGCAGCUGGAUUUCUAA
This is a messenger RNA of Megalobrama amblycephala (Wuchang bream), 1725 nucleotides long. Its product is annotated as protein APCDD1-like. Gene Ontology annotation, molecular function: Wnt-protein binding. Gene Ontology annotation, cellular component: plasma membrane. Gene Ontology annotation, biological process: negative regulation of Wnt signaling pathway. Lineage: Eukaryota; Metazoa; Chordata; Actinopteri; Cypriniformes; Xenocyprididae. The record is from RefSeq and is a predicted model, not a curated record.